Molecule: messenger RNA, 1059 nt
Organism: Eublepharis macularius
Lineage: Eukaryota; Metazoa; Chordata; Lepidosauria; Squamata; Eublepharidae
Gene: CIMIP2A
Product: family with sequence similarity 166 member A
Exons: 7
Coding region: 1-1059 (352 amino acids)
Source: RefSeq, a predicted model, not a curated record
AUGACAGCGUCUCAGAGGUGUAAUUUCUUUCCCCGAGAACCAUACUACGUUCCUGGGUAUGCAGGGUUUUACCCUCAGAUUCGUUAUCAGGUUGGAAAGACAUAUGGCAGAACAACCUGCCAACUCCUGACAGACCCUGAGAUCCAAAGAAGUCCUUGCUCAGUGCUGGCGCCACUGACCAAGCCAAAGUUCAUCGAGGAUUUCAGCCAAAGGAGGAUCCCUGCAUAUGAGAUGAUGGAUCAGUACCAAAAUUACAUCCCUGGAUAUACAGGCCAUGCUCCCUAUCAAGGUCACUUUCCUCUUCCAGACAUAGAACCCAGGCCCCCCAUGCCAAGGGAUGGGCUCCCACAUGCCCUGCAGUCCUCACCCAAUGCCAAUUUGACGCAGCUGGUUGAACAGAGAAAAUACUCUCCCUGCCACCCUGGCAUCAGGCUGUCAUGUGGACCAGGAUGGAGGCAAUUUGCAGCCUCUGCUGGCACACAGCUGGUAUCAGAGCAGGGCGACCGGAAAAUGAUUUGCCACCCUGAUAUUCCACUGGUGUGCGGGCAGGAGGAGACCCGGGGGCCUUGCCACACAGACGCUGCUUUAUCGUGUGGCCAGGGCUGGAAGAGUGUCCCUUUUGUCACUGGAACGGAUCAGCCAACCAGGAUUGAAGCAGUGCCUCUUCCACGGGUGACAGAGACAGUAGAUGUGAGCCGAUUUGGACGGACCCCCAAGCUAGAUAUGCCCAACCUCAUCCAGCGCAAAGCCAUCUCAGGAUACACUGGCUUCGUCCCCCGGUUCACCUGGAUUAUGGGCGUCAACUACCUGAAGGGAGUCAAAGAUGCUAUGAAUGAGUUUGAUUGUAAUCAGGAAAAGAUGAGAUGCCCGCUGUACAGCUUUGGCAAGCGAUUGCCCCGCACCUAUUGGCCCAAUACCAAGAUUUACAGCAGCCAAGGCCUGAUUCCUUUCUACACUGGGUUUGUGCCAACCAUCAGGCACAACUACGCUCUAACUUUUGGAAACAGUACCCGGAAAGCUUACUACGAUGAACUACUGCGGAGACAACAGGCAGCGUGA